Messenger RNA from Lycium barbarum (goji berry), 632 nucleotides. RefSeq lists its product as uncharacterized. The coding region runs from base 183 to 413 and encodes 76 amino acids. Lineage: Eukaryota; Viridiplantae; Streptophyta; Magnoliopsida; Solanales; Solanaceae. The transcript is spliced from 2 exons. The record is from RefSeq and is a predicted model, not a curated record.
UCAUCACUUUGCGAACAAUCCUAUUAAUAGCCCGGUUUUCAACUUGUCGAUUCAUGCUUCUUUUAGCAAAAUUUGUGUGUAACAUUACAAAAAUUGCAGCUUUCUUCUUCUUCCUAUUUCUUCGAGCUGGUUCUCUGACUGUGUAUUUGGCAAAUACCACAACUGCGUAGUAAGGAGAAAGAAUGGGUGGUAUUGGAGUUCCAAUUUGUGUGCAGUGUGGCAAUGCUAGCAACCCUUGUAGGUGCAAGGUGGUUGGUCCAACACUUGGUUUCUUGGCUUUUGCUGCGGCAGCAAUUGUAGAAUGGCCCGUUGGUGCACUGGUUUAUGUGUUCCGUCACUCUAAGGGCCGUCGGAUCAUGGGCCAUCCAGCCACCGUGAUUUAUCCUUCAGUCACCAACUCUAUUCCUAUAUAACUUUUUUUUUUUUUUUUUUUUUUUAACUUUUAAUAAUAAUGUAAGGAAUGUUGCUUGCAAGUUCCAUCUUACUAUAAACGUAUGUCAGUUUUAAUUACUGGACCUAGUAAGUAAAGGAUGAUGUGGUUUUGUUUGUAGCACGAUAAUAAUGUAUGUGCAUUUGUAAUGCACUAAGAUGUAUAAGCAUUAUGGUGGUUUUGUGUAUUUGGAUUACGAAUA